CAGUAAGGAGGCGUAACUUUGUCGAGAACGAAAGUGAAAGCUCCACUUUUGGAACGCGAGUUGUUUUACCGAUGAAGAAGAAUGGGCUUGUAUUUAAAACUCUUUAUUUACGUCUUUCUACUUAGAGAUAUCCAGAGUGCAGAUCAGAUUUCCUGGCUGCCCUGUAGAUUCACUGAUGAAGAAGUUUCAGCGAACACUAAAGGCUACUUUGAUACAAAACACCACCCCAGACCGGCCGCCCUGCAGUUUGGACUGAAAGGAGACCCUCCAGUGGACCCAGACAUUGUUACCUUUCUCAUCACACCAUCAAAGUUGGAUUUGCGUCAUUUGCUGGUGGGUGCAGUGGUGGAGCAGUUAUCCUGUGUGCUGCACCGUUACAGCACAGACGGGUCCCUCAUUCGCUGGCCUGUCAAAGGGGAGCACCUGCACAACCGCUGGUUCAGUGUCAACAUCUCUCACUCCAACCAUCUGUUUCAAAUCACCAGCUUCAUCAGACAGUCCACUGACCAGCCCCCCACCGGACAGCACGACUUCAAGAGCUGGCCGGUCAUACAGGACAAAGAGAUCCUCACUACAACAGUGGUGAUGAUGAUACAGACCCAGACUCCAGUGGUGAAAUCUUUAUUAAAUUCGAAUCCCAAACUACACUGCCAGUUCUACAUUGACCACAAAGCUCCUAGAGUGACUGUGGAGUGGAAAAAAAUCCACAACAAUGUCCCUCUGUUCAGCCACGAGAGCCCAUCAGGACAGACCCAAGGCUCAGGGGUGGAGUUAAAACAACUGGCUGCAGGGGGCGCCACCUACACCACUCCUCUCACUAAAGUGGGCAGUGAAGGCAAAUACUUUUGCUCUGUGCAUGUGCAUCCUCUGCUGGGGAGUGUCACCGUGGAUCUGAAAAUAGAAGCACCUCCCCAUGUUUCCUUGAACGUGGCUCCCACACUGACAAUAUCUGAAGAUAGUGAGAGGAGAGUGGAGUGCAGGGCAGAUGGGUACUACCCGCUGGACGUGGACAUCCAGUGGUCCCAUAAGGGCAGCACGGAGGUGGGCCCGCGGGUGGACACUGCCCAGCUCUCCGGUCACUCCCCUAACCCUGACGGCACAUACAGCCUGUUCGCCUUCUUCUAUCUGAAGCCAAAACGCUCUGACUCAGGGAGGAAGUUCACUUGCACUGUGUCUCACCGCGCCCUGCCAGCCCCCAUCACCAAAACAUUCACCCUCCAUGUUACAGAGCCAGGUCAGUGGAUACUUUACUUCAAUGUUUUCACUCUGAUGGUUGUAAUGUUCCUGAUACUACGAUAUAUAUGCAGAGGGAGAAGAUAUCGGUUAUUUUUCUAACUGCAGGAUCCAGGUUUGCGUCCAGAGAAAGACAAAGUUUACAAAGCAGCUUCUUUAACUAGAGAAGUCUGCCCCAGCUUUUCACCUACUUGUGUGUGUGUGUGUUUAGAUAUGCUUUUUUGUUUUCAAGAUUUUGCACUUCUUAUUCAAACUGCUUUAUGUAACGUUUCUGGUGGAGGGUCCACCACCACCUGUUUGUCUCCAUGAAUAUGCCAUUGCUUUGCUUUUGAGACAACCUCACUGUAAAUAAAUAAAAAUAAAUGUCAUGCUGUAUAAUGUCUUAGAAAAAGACAUAGCUUCUCCAUGGAGACCAGCAAAUGACACACCCUCCACCAGAAAGGUUACAUAGUGCACCUUUAAGUACUUGAUAGCAUUUUUGUUUUUGUUGUUUUGGGUUUUUUUCAGGGAGGUUUUUCUUGCAGACUUUAGUGAGGUAAAAUUACUUGAUAUUCAACACAAUGAUUUGCUCCGAUUGUAGAUAUGUUCAAAAUGUGAUGUGAACAAACAGUAACUGCCCUUAUGAUAGAUUCACAAAACUGUCUAUAAUUUUGUUACCUCCUCAAAAACAGACCUGGAGUUGUGUUUUGUUUCUUUCACACAUGUUUGAGUAAUCUUUUAUUAUUAGUCUGUCUACAUCUCUUUAACCUUUUGUUGAAUAGAAUGGCGAUUCCAGAGACGACAUUAUCCAAAUGAUU
This is a messenger RNA of Boleophthalmus pectinirostris (great blue-spotted mudskipper), 2030 nucleotides long. Its product is annotated as tapasin-related protein-like. The transcript has 7 exons. The record is from RefSeq and is a predicted model, not a curated record. Lineage: Eukaryota; Metazoa; Chordata; Actinopteri; Gobiiformes; Gobiidae. The coding region runs from base 82 to 1335 and encodes 417 amino acids.